AAGCCGUGCUACUCAAAGCAGAAUAAUUUAUGUCAAAUACGCCGUUGGUGGGCUCCGCUUGGCCCAUAUCUACAUCCAAUUUGAAGUGCAUCUGAUUCGGAUCCAUCGGUGAAUAGGUGGGAAACCCUAUGGUCCCGGAACUAGGUUAACAAUUCUUUUUUAAAUUUCCAUUAUAAACCUACGUCAUAGCAAAUCCUGUCAUGGCGUCCUUUAUGAUAAACACGACUGUCGUUCCACUUGUCGCUUCCUCCUCUUUCUCAGACAAUGCCAUAUUUCAGGUUCCUGAUGGGAGUCAAAGGGUCUGGCGUGAAUCAGAAGCUCCUACCACCUCUUACCUUCCAUCAACUUAGUUUUGAUAUUUAGGAACACCCUGUGAUCUUCCUAGGAUGGCUUCUAGCUUCAAGUAUUGGAAUGAAUGUGUUGAUCCACUGGACUUGGAGGCAAUGUGGAUGGAUCCUUUUGUGAGCAAAGAAUGGGAUGAUGCAGGAGAGACAAAAGGACAAAAAGUUCACCUUUCACGGGAUCCUGAUGGGCAGGCUUUUCUUACCCAAACUGAGAUGAAGGCCGUGGCUGAGAUUAUUGUCCGCAGACACUUCCAAUCGCAAGUAGAUCCGGACAUGAUUUGUGCUAUUGCUGAACUUCAAAGUGACAGACAACUUCUUACAACACGGUAUAACAAACAAACUAAGGAAACUGGUUUUGGGCUCAUGCAGUUGUCACCAAAAACUGCAGAGUGGCUUGUCAGAGAGAUGAGUUACCGGCAAUAUGAAAUAGAAGGAGACUCAACACUUCUGUAUAGGCCUUUCAUAAGUGUAUAUUUUGGUGCAUCAUACUUAAAGUGGUUAUCACAUUAUGAUCAAAAGGAAAGAAAUGAAGAAUUUGUAAUUAGGGCUUACAAAGGUGGAACAAAAAAAGCAAAACGAAAGUCAACACUGGAUUGCUGGCGACGGUACCUCUCGGUCAAACAAUCUCUCCCAUCCAGGAGCCAGACGUGUAAUGCUUCAAUGCCUGAUGCUUCUAUUCCUCCUCUGCCUAUUUUAGAAAACAAAGCUGAUGAGUUAUACUGGGAUUCAAGAGCUUCUCCUGAGGACAUGGAAGAGAUGUGGAUGAGCCCUGAAGUCCUCAAAGAGUGGACCAAGUCUAAUGAGAAUAGAGGAAAAGUGCGCUUUUCACUUGAUGCAGAGAAGAGACCAUACCUUUCCCAGAUAGAAACAAAGGCAGUCGCUCAAAUCAUUCUUUCAAAACACUUCAGUACAAGAAAAGUGAAACCUGUAAGUUAAAGAAAACUUCCAGAUUGUAAUUGCAUUUUACUAGACACCGUCGCCACUAUUCUUUAAGGUAAUAAAAACAGUUAUAAUUUCUUUCGGUUUGCUUUAUUAUGCUCCUCCACUGCUUUCUUGAAGGUGUCAGCUCCCCUGGUGUUUAAGUCAAUGGUUGCUGAUACCCCUGACUGGGAUCAUAUCCCACUAGUUGCGGGUUGAGGGGUCCCUUCAUGAGCCUAGUAGUGCUACCCCAGCUCCGAACUCCCCUACCUACCCACUCAUUAGGUGGAUCCAGCUAGUAACCAAGACUAGGAACCGGAAACAAAAAAAAGGGUUUUCUUAGUUGUUGCCUGACAGCCUUGUAAUUAUCUCCAGCCAAUUAAAUUGCCUUUUUCUUUCCUUUAAGCAUUUGCUCCUUUAAAGUAAGUCCCUCAGCCUUGUUUUGUCUAAUAUCCUUUUCUUUCUUUUAUUCUGGAACCUGCACUGUAAUGUUUUAAAAUUUCAUCCUGAGAUACAUGAUGCCAUUGCCAUUAUUGUUUGGAAUGACCUCUGCCAUGUCUGGAAAGAAAUAAAAACCGGCCUUUGAACCUUGUCUUUUUUUUUGGAAGUUUCCUUUAGAAACUAUUGGUUUGAUCAACAGACUAUCCAGUUGGAAACUUGGAUCAUUUGGAUUGUGUAAACUGGAAUAUCAGAAUGCCUACCAUUGACCACCGUUCAAAUAGGUACACUGGAAUAUCAGGACCCAUUGCCAAUGGUGCAACAGUGCAAGUGUCUUCACCACUAGUCUACGGAAACUUUAUACCUAAACAGAUUAAUCUUAUACAAUAUAAUGUUUUAAAUAUUUAUAUUGUAUUUACCUGAAACAUCCAGAUUACCAGAACCAUUCAGACCAAACUGUCAGGCCAUCAGACCACCAGGCACCAACUGUGUUGUGCCAAAUAUUUACUAAAAAAAAAACUGUUAGGCCACAAUGGUCC
This is a messenger RNA of Macadamia integrifolia, 2239 nucleotides long. RefSeq lists its product as uncharacterized. The record is from RefSeq and is a predicted model, not a curated record. NCBI's taxonomy places the organism in Eukaryota, Viridiplantae, Streptophyta, Magnoliopsida, Proteales, Proteaceae. The transcript has 10 exons. Bases 387 to 1280 code for a protein of 297 amino acids.